AUGGUUGUUUUCGUUAAAACUACACCCUCGUGCGUGUAUACAACCGACCAACAACAUACAAGGGAACUCGGUCAGUUUUGGUAUGGCUUAUACAAUGACAACCAUGAUAUUGCCCUUAUUGGACUGGACCCAAGUAUAAAUUGCUCCGACAUAGUUAAAUUCCUUGGCAAGAAAAGCAUUAGACCAGGUCUGGCUAGUAAAAAGGAAGUCAAAUUGAAGCUCUUCGAGAAGAAAGAGUUGCCUAUAGAAAUAAUCCGCGCAGUAAAAAUAAGAGGAAUACUUUUUGCAGCAACCGGUGUAGAUGUGAAACGUUGUCCAAGAUACAAAACGUUGCUACAGAAUCAAGAUACCAGAUGA
This is a messenger RNA of Paramuricea clavata, 357 nucleotides long. NCBI's taxonomy places the organism in Eukaryota, Metazoa, Cnidaria, Anthozoa, Malacalcyonacea, Plexauridae. The record is from the annotation of a GenBank genome assembly.